CGGACCCAUGGGUCGCUAUAUCAGUCUGGGAGCUGAGCACUCGGCGCGCCAUAUCCCCCGACCCAUAGCGUUUCUGGGCGCUUGCUUUGCGCGUAUAUAGAGCGGCGUUCCGUCUCCUGUAACCUUCAUGCUGAACCAGCAGUCCGUCGAACCGGGAACGGUACACACAGAGAUGCGCAAUGCGGACGAAGUGCUUCGGAUGGUCAGGACGGAGUGGCCGCAGGAGUUCGACCAGAAGCCCGAGAGAGCUGGGCUUCUGAUCACGGAUGAGCUUGCGAAGGCCACGAAGAGGUGCAGGACGAAGGUAGAAAGGAUUGCGAAGGAAUGCCGUAAACGUAACCGCCGAUUUCGUGAUAUCGAGUUCGACAUCGAAGAAGAUCGCGCUCGCUGCUUGCACGACCUCACGCUAUCGGACGAGGACGGGCUGAAGCCCAGCGACGUUCAACGCGUCUCGGAAAUAUUCAGAAAUCCCGCGUUCUUCAUCGACGGCGCGACAUCCGGCGAUAUCGUGCAAGGCAAUCUCGGGAACUGUUGGUUCUUGUCCGCGCUUGCGACCGUCAGCACCAUUCCCGAGCUCAUCGAGAAGAUCUGUGUCGCGCGUGAUGAGAUCGUUGGCAUCUACGGGUUCAUUUUCUACAGGGACUGUGGAUGGUCUGAGGUCAUCAUUGACGACCAACUGUUCACUCGCAUCCCAAAAUACGAGGAGUUGAAGCCUAGCGAGCAAAAGUUGUACAAGAACGAUAAGGAUCUAUACAACAGCACUGCACGUCUUGGAUCCAAGGCGCUAUACUUCUCGUCGUGCGGAUCGGACAACGAGACAUGGGUGCCCUUGAUAGAGAAGGCAUAUGCCAAACUGUACGGGGAUUACAACUCCAUACAGGGAGGCCAAGCUUCAUACGCUAUCGAAGACCUGACCGGAGGCGUUGCCAACACAUUUCAUCCGGCCGAUAUCUUGGAUACGGACCGGUUCUGGAGAGAAGACCUCAUGCGCGCGAAUCAAGAUCGCUUGUUUGGGUGCUCAAUCGAGAAGAUGAAUGGAGAGGACGCGGAUGAUAACGUUAAGGGCAUUCUGACGUCUCAUGCAUAUUCCGUGAUCCGCGCCAUUGAAGUUCGAGGGAAGCGGUUUCUAAAAGUUCGCAAUCCUUGGGGAAGGAGUGAAUGGUCCGGUCGUUGGAGCGACGGCUCAAAGGAAUGGACACAAGAUUGGCUCGCUGCCCUUCCAGAACUUGGUCAUAAAUUCGGUGACGACGGCGAAUUCUUAAUGGAAUAUCGUGAUUGGCUUUCUACGUUCACCUUGAUCGACAAGACACGUCUCUUCGAUUCUACCUGGGCGAUGAGCUCUCAAUGGCUGAAUGUCGCCUCUCGACCCUUCCCGUCUGCUUGGCGAUUUGGGGACGUAUCGUUUACGUUUUCCAUCCGCGAAGAUACGCCUGCCGUCAUCGUCCUGGCGAAAGCCGAAACGCGAUAUUUCAAGGAGCUCAACGGCCCAUAUGAGUGGUCGUUGGAGUUCUUGGUUUUCGAGAGAGACGGAACGGAGCCCAUUAUCAGCUCGGUGCACGAUACGCUGUGGGGCCGCAGCGUCACGGCGGAGAUCGACCUGCAUGCAGGGGAGUACGUGGUACAUGUUCGGUUGGAUAAGCGGCUGUGCAAGUCGCCGAAUUUCACGCAUGAGGGUAUGCCGAAAUGGAACGGGCGCAAGCGGACGCGCAAGCUCACCGAGAUGGCGUUGAGCGCCAGUAUCGCUGCGAACUUCGAUGCAACGGGUUGGAUUCAGCAGCUUCCCGUCCCAACCGAGUCGUUCAUCGGGAAGGAUCUCACCGAAAUGGAAAUCAGCUUUCACCGCGAUCUCGCGAGGAAAACCGCGCAAACUUUGGCCGCCGCGACCCACAACUUUCGAGAGCGAGGUUUCCCGACCCAGGCGGACCGUGUCCUCGACCGCCAUGCGCCGGAUGACGGGCCCGAGCCGAUAUCGCCUGAAGGCGAUCCCGAUGCCUUGUGGGCGGAACGGCCUGAAGAUCCACUGACGCCCGUCGUGCCACACACGCGGGAAGACACUCCAGCUUCUGACGCUCAUGAUGUGGUUCACGACCUUAUUAUGUGCAACAUAUGCACAAUGUAUCCGUUGUUUGGGCCUCGCUAUCAUUGCCUUGAUGCUGAAUGUCCCGACAUAGACAUCUGUCACGAAUGCAUGAGCUCAGGUAGACACCCUGCAAGCCACAAGAUGCUACGUAUCAACACCCCAGCCGAAGCGGCGUCAUUGGAGGUACCGCAUGACCCCCUGGAAGAUGUUGUGAUAGGAUUGAAGGUGUACACGAAACGCACUGCACCGGCGACUAUCAAGGGUCAGUUAAGGCACGGGAAGGUACUGAGAUGGGUGAAAGAAAACAAGAACAAGUCAGUUUGAGGUCGUCCCAUAUCAAUUGUCCAUGCACUGCGAAUUCGACGAAAUUUACUUGUGUAGGGUAUGCU
Messenger RNA from Punctularia strigosozonata HHB-11173 SS5, 2469 nucleotides. RefSeq names its product cysteine proteinase. The record is from RefSeq and is a predicted model, not a curated record. Gene Ontology annotation, biological process: proteolysis. Gene Ontology annotation, molecular function: calcium-dependent cysteine-type endopeptidase activity; zinc ion binding. NCBI's taxonomy places the organism in Eukaryota, Fungi, Basidiomycota, Agaricomycetes, Corticiales, Punctulariaceae. The transcript is spliced from 22 exons. Bases 128 to 2404 code for a protein of 758 amino acids. Gene Ontology annotation, cellular component: cytoplasm.